Molecule: messenger RNA, 3981 nt
Organism: Oncorhynchus nerka (sockeye salmon)
Lineage: Eukaryota; Metazoa; Chordata; Actinopteri; Salmoniformes; Salmonidae
Product: serine/threonine-protein kinase Nek8-like
Exons: 5
Coding region: 49-1407 (452 amino acids)
Biological process (GO): protein phosphorylation; mitotic DNA damage checkpoint signaling
Cellular component (GO): nucleus; cytoplasm
Molecular function (GO): protein serine/threonine kinase activity; ATP binding
Source: RefSeq, a predicted model, not a curated record
ACCUGACACAGCAGUACAGCAGCCAUACCUGAAGUAAACUGACAAGAGAUGGCGUAUUCCACCAGCACUCUUGCUGCUGGCUGCUUUGGGAAGAUCUACAGGGAGAAGUACAAUGACACCUGGGCUGCAAUCAAGAAGGUGCCACAACACUUAAUCAAGAGGAGAGACCUGGAGAGAGAGUGUCAAGUAUACAAUAAGGCAAUUCAUCCUAACAUAGUGAAGCUUCUGGGUAAUCCAACACUGAAGGACUCUAAGUGGAUCAUCCCCAUGGAGUUCAUCUUUGGAGAAGAACUGGAGACAACCAUCUUCAAAUCACAACAAUCUCAAAUCCAGUUGACUCCAUCUAUAAAGGCCACCAUCAUCACAGGCAUGUGUGAAGGACUACUUUAUCUACACAGCAAAGAUAUUGUCCAUCAGGACCUCAAGCCUGACAACAUCAUGGUAGAGCAUGACACUCACAGAGCUGUGAUCAUUGAUAUGGGACUGGCCAAAUUCUUCUGCAAUGGCCUAAAUUCUGCUAUGGAUAUGGGCAACGAGGCCUACUCUCCCCCUGAGGUCCUGCAAAGGCGGGGCCAGCGAGAUCAGCGCUCGGACGUGUGGGCUAUGGGUAAAAUCAUUGCCGAACUCUGUGCCAGAGUCAGGCUGCACACCCCCAGCGUCUGUCCAACUAAGAUCCAGGAGACCCUCAGUCUCCAAGGCCAGCAGUACUGUAACGCUGUCUGUAGGAUGGUGCAGAGAGACCCCACAAUGCGAGCCACCAUGGCUGGAAUCAUGCCGGAGAUACAAAGGGCAGGGGUAGAUGGCGGUGGCGGCAGCACCGGGAGGCAGAAAAGAGGACAUCUUCUGACACCCUUUCCUCACACUCAGGUAAAAAAUGCAUUGCCACGUCCUCAAGCUCCUGUACAGCGUUCACCAUCUCCAUCGAGAUUUGAGCGCAGUGCUUUACCAAUGCCUGAGGUCAAGACAGUAGUGCCAGCUCCUGUGCAAGCGCCUUCUCCAUCGAGAUGGGAGCAUGCAGCCUUGCCAAAGACUGAGUUGAAGUUUGAGGUCAAGACAGCACUGAGACCACAACCCGCACAGCAGACACUUUCCCUAUCAAGAUGGGAGCGGGCAGCCUUGCCAAAGACUGAGGUCAAGAACUCACCAUCUCCCCUUUCAAAGGUAGACGAGGGUAAUGCUCUGUUUCCAUCAGGCAUAACUCAACCCAGUCAAGAUGUCAUGAAACAGCUUCUCUACAAAGAGGCAUCGAGGGGUCUCCCAUGCCCACUCCCCGCGACGGGAAAGGUGCGAAUCCGCCGCUAUGAGCAAAGGAAUGGGGAAGUGGAGACUUGGGAGCAAAAGGAGGUGGUGACUGAAGGAGGGAGGAUAGUCAAGUUUGAGGAUGUGAUGUUUAACAACAAGACGUAAGAAGGUUAUUGAGAGGUUGUGAAAUAGUUGGGAGUUAAUUUGACUGUGCUUCUCCAGAGCGUGGGCCACUCCCCUUCUGUCCUUCAAUGUAAAAGUCUGACAUGUUUCUGAAAAAGGUGAAAGACUGUAUUUGGGACAGGGGAUAAACUAAUGGAAUAAUUCUAAUGUCCAGUGAAACUACACUAUGUAACCAUACAUUUACGCAUUUUCUUACUACGGUAGACUAAAUGUAUAUACUGUAUGAAUAUAUAUAUAUCUCAACAACAAUGAAAGUUGUAUUGCUAAGAAGGAAACCUAAGGUUGAGUAAGGAUUCAUGAAUGAUGUUUGAAGGACCAUAUCACUUUACAGUAUUGCUACAAUAACUAUCUGUGAACGUUUUUGAAAUCUCAUCCCUCUUGCAAAUCAGUUGUAUCUUUAGCUUGAUAUACAUUUGACUGUGAACAUAAUAAAAAAAUAUAUUUGUUUUGUAUCAUCUAAGACAAGAAGAUCUUACAUUUAGCUUACACUUAGGACUUCUUCUUCAUUUUUCACAAAUAGAUGCUGUGUUAUAUCCUCUUUACAACAACAAAAUGGCCUCUCUUCAAGACUUUGUCAACCAGAGCUGUGUUCAGCUACAGACAGGGUAUCCAACUCACAGUUCAUCCACUUCAUCCCAUCAGAAGGAACUUCAACACAGGUGUUUGAGUAAUCCUUUUUUUUGUAUUAAUCACCUUAUUAAGGCCAAUCUGGACUGUGCAGACUUCAUUGAGAGAGGAGAAACUAAAUCAGAAAUCCAGUUUUACAUUGUCCUUGACCUUGUUACAUUUUCAGUGCACUGCGGGGAGCUCUAUCUUCUGGAGCAGUCGACGAAGUGAAAGUCUAGUUACACAUCAACUGAAGCAAACUAAAGAGCACACAUACAGACAUGAUAAUACAGUAUCAUGAUUUGAUAAGCCGCUGCAUGAACUUUUAAAAGGUACAUAGUGCAUAUCAGUGGCGGUCGUGCCGUUUUAGAUCAGGGAAGACAUUUUUAUUUCUAUUACAGCAUAUUGAAUGACUGUCAUUCAUAUUCCAUUCACCGAGCUCAAUGUAACAUCGAUAGGUUUAGGCUACUACAUGAUACUGGAAAAUUCCCUAUAGCCAUCAUGAGGUUGCUACAACCUAGCCUACGAAAAAAGUUUACAAAGUAGGUGUAAGGGUUAUCGUCCUCCUCUUCUGAGGAGGAGUAGCGAGAAGGAUCGGAGGACCAAUGCGCAGCGUGGUAAGUGUCCAUAUUGUUUAUUUGAAAGACAAACUGAACACUAAAAUACAAAAACAAUAAACGUGAACAAAACUGAAACAGUACCGUGUAGCUAUAAUGAGAACUGUGCUGACACCAGCAACUAACAUAGACACUGAAACAAUCACCCACAAAACCCAACACAAAACAGGCUACGUAAAUAUGGUUCCCAAUCAGAGACAAUGACUAACACCUGCCUCUGAUUGAGAACCAUAUCAGCCCAAACAUAGAAAUAGACAAACUAGACAUACAACAUAGAAUGCCCACUCAGAUCACGUUCUGACCAACCCCUUGACUAAACAAACUCCUCCGGACUGAGGGGCAGCUCAGGACCGAGGGGCAGCUCAGGACCGAGGGGCAGCUCAGGACCGAGGGGUAGCUCAGGACCGAGGGGUAGCUCAGGACCGAGGGGUAGCUCAGGACCGAGGGGUAACUCAGGACCGAGGGGUAGCUCAGGACCGAGGGGUAGCUCCAGGGCUAGACCUUGGUCUCUACACAAUGAGAUACUGUCUGCUGUGAAUUAUAAGUAUCUUUCAUACAAAAUGUUACCUUGUGACCCAUUCCAUACAUCUGUUGUUUGUCAUGAACAUCCAGGAGGACGGACUUUGCUAUAAAAUGCUGUGGCUCAAAUCCACUUGUUUAGUUCUCAGUGAUCACCUCCAGGGGUGAUUACCGACCAGCUCCAUUACUGCAGUAAUUAAAUAAUAAAGUUAGAUUGUUUUGAAGAAACUGCCCUGACCAAGGCCCUUCUCCCCCGAUUUCUCAGUUUGGCUGGGCGGCCAGCUCUAGGAAGAGUCUUUCUUGGUGGGUCCAAACUUCUUCCAUUUAAGAAUGAUGGAUGCCACUGUGUUCUUGGGGACCAUCAAUGCUGCAGACGUUUUUUGGUACGCUUCCCCAGAUCUGUGCCUCGACACAAUCCUGUCUCUGAGCUCUAUGGACAAAUUCUUCAACCUCAUGACUUGUUUUUUGCUCUGACAUGCACUGUCAACUGUGGGACCUUACAUAGACAGGCGAGUGCCUUUCCAAAUCAUGUCCAAUCAAUUUAAUUUACCACAUGUGGACUCCAAUCAAGUUGUGGAAACAUCUCAAGGAUGAUCACUGGAAAUAGGAUGCACCUGAGCUCAAUAUCGAGUCGCAUAGCAAAGGGUCUGAAUUAUUCCGUAAAUAAUGUCUGUUUUAAUAUUUAAUGCCUUUGUAAAAAUGUCAAAAAAAUGUUUUUGCUUUUUCAUUAUGGGGUAUUGUGUGUACAUUGCUGAGGGAGAAUUUAAAAAAAAAUUUUAGAAUAAGGCUGUGACGUAACAAAAUGUGGAAAAAG